AGGAAGGAGCAGGCAAUUUUCAGCCCGUCAAGCUGAUACACACUCCCCACAUUACCAACCACUCACACCAAGGCGUUUCCUCACACACACACACACACACACACACACACACACACACACACACACACACACACACACACACACACACACACACAGUGCCAGGUGGCCUCUGCCCAGAUCAGUAGCUGUGGUAGAAACCAUCUUAACAGACUCAGUGAGGUUUGAGCUGAGGUUUUGGACCCUCCCUUACUGUUCCAGCAUGAGCAGAGUUAGGAGCUAGAGCUUCACUUUCUUCCUCAGUGCAGCGAGACCUCACGCCAGGCACGAGGCUCACCACUCCUCCCCUCUCCCACUCUGCCUUUUCCUGGGCUCCUGUCCAGAGAAUGACUGGCUCCAGUGGACCCAAGAGGAGGAACGCAGCCUGAAGAGACAGUACAGCAGCUCCAGCCCUGCCUGCCUGCCGGAACAGACAAACACAUGCAGUUUUUUAAUUUUAAUUUUAUUUUUUAAUCAAGCAGCUCCUACACCUUUGUGGGAUCCAUAGACUUGAUUUUUAUUUACAUUUUUUUUUAAAUCUUUUAUCAAGUCAGAAAGACUGGAUCUGAGCUUAGGCAUAAAGACAGAUAGAUAAACAAACAGACGUACUGACAUAUGGACAGAGAGCAGUGGGCACUGCGGCGUGAAUGUAGCAACUGGACUUCUCCCUGAUUACUAAGACCAAGGCAGGAUAAUAGCCAGAACACUACCCUGUCCACGGAGGUAGUGGGUGGAUGCAGCUUUCAGCAGGCGGCUAUAGGGGAAAGCAGAGACUGUAUAGAAGCUGCACAGAUACAUCUAGUUGAUCAACAUUGUGGUGAUCAUCAGAAAAUGGAUUGUUACCCUCAUGUAGACUCCUGAUGGAUUGUUAUUCCUGAGACUACCUCUCAUUAAACACUGUUUGCAGGAACUUACUGAGCAAAGACCUGUGGACUUUUUUUUUUCUCUUUUCAUUGACUUUGCUGCUCAUGCUGAGCAGACUUAGAUGCUUUCUGUGUAGAUGAGCGUGAAGCGAGUGUUUCACUGAUGAUGGCAGAGUGCAUGCAGACUGUGUAUCUGACUCUGAUGCUGCUGUAUCUUGUUUUGCUGGGCACGACUCACACAGCCCAAAGCAUCUACCCAAGGAUACGGCUCUCCCACAAAGAGCUCUGGCAGCUUAACAGGACAUGGGUGUUCCAGGGACAUGGAGCGUCUCUUCAGCCCCAGACCAUGCUGCUGGAUGAGGGCCACGAGAGACUUUAUGUUGGAGCCAAGAAUACUCUGUUCUCCCUUAGCCUGGACCGGGUUAACACACACCACAGAGAGAUCCAGUGGGCCAGUACAGAAGCUCAGAUAGAGGAGUGUUUGAUGAAGGGGAGGGAAAAGCCGGAGUGUGCAAACUACAUUAAGGUCUUGCAGCAGUACAACCACACCCAUUUGCUGGUCUGUGGAACAGGAGCGUUUAACCCCAUCUGUGCCCUGGUCAGACUGGGACACACAGGGCAGGGCAGGCUAUUUGCUGUUGAAGAGGACACUAUUACAAGUGGCAGAGGACGCUGUCCGUAUGACCCAAACAGUCCCUGCACUUCCACACUCUCCAGAGGAGAGCUGUAUAUUGGCCUGUACACUGACUACUGGGAGAAUGAUGGCGCUUUGUGUCGACUUAACAACCAAACCUACGCACGCACUGAAAGAGACGACAGGCAGCAGCUCAACGAACCUAAAUUUGUGGGGUCAGCAGUUAUUCCCGACAACGAUGACAGGGAUGAUGACAAAGUUUACUUCUUCUUCACUGAGCGAGAGAUGGAUGCUGAGGGAGCGAACAAGGCGGUAUAUACGCGCGUCGGGCGAGUCUGUGCGAAUGACCAAGGAGGACAGAGGAUGCUGGUGAAUAGAUGGAGCUCCUUCCUGAAAACUCGUCUCAUCUGCUCUGUGGCUGGACCAAAUGGCAUUGAUACACACUUUGAUGAGCUCGAGGACGUGUUUGUGCUCAAGAACAAGGAUGGGAAAAACCCUGAAAUCUUUGGCCUCUUUAGCACAACAAGUGCGGUGUUUAAAGGCUAUGCUGUGUGUGUCUAUCACAUGGAUGACAUCAGAGCAGCCUUUAAUGGUCCGUUUGCAUACCGAGAGAGACCUGAGCAUCACUGGACGCCUUAUGAGGACAGAGUCCCCUACCCCCGACCUGGAUCUUGUGCCAGUAAAGUGAAUGGUGGUGGCUUCUCCAGCUCUAAGGAGUUUCCGGAUGAGGUUUUGCGGUUUGUGCGUUCUCAUCCUGUGAUGUAUCGUCCAGUCCUUCCCCAGCACCGUAGACCUGUCCUGCUGCAGACAGAGCCGGGCAGGAGAAAGCUGACCCAGAUCGCUGUGGACAGAGUCCAAGCUCAGGAUGGACACUACAAUGUUCUGUACAUCGGCACUGAUGACUCAGUGGUGUUGAAAGUUAUCACCAUCUACAACAAAGACACAGACACUAUGGAGGAGGUGCUGCUGGAAGAACUGCAAGUAUUCAAGGUGUCAGCACCAAUAAGAGAGAUCAUUAUAUCACCUAAACGGCAACAGCUCUAUGUUGGGUCGGAAGUAGGUGUGGCCCAGGUCAGACUGCAUCAGUGUGACCUCUAUGGCUCUGAAUGUGCUGAUUGUUGUCUGGCCAGAGACCCCUACUGUGCGUGGGAUGGUCUCACCUGCUCCAGAUACUACCCUGCCGGAGUCUACACCAAGAGCAGACGAUUCAGGCGGCAGGAUAUUCGCCAUGGCAACGCCGUCCAGCUGUGCAAUGGGCUGCAAAUUGAUGAUGAAGGAUCUGAGGAGAGGUUGGUGUACAGUGUUGAGAGUAACAGCACCUUACUGGAGUGUGUCCCUCGAUCACUUCAGGCCAAAGUCCUCUGGUUCUUUCAGGAAGAAGAAAAACACGAGGUUCGAGGUGAUGAGCGGGUUAUCAUGACCUCCCACGGGCUGCUGUUCUUACGUGUGAGAAGCUCAGACGCCGGCGUAUACGUGUGCCAGACUGUGGAACAUGGAUACGUGAACACAUUAUUACGUAUCACUCUACACGUGCUCAGAGGGGAGAGGGUCCAGUCAGCGAUCCACAGGGCUAAUGAUGACGAGGGAGAGAAGGCUGCAGCUCCAUGCCACUCCUCCAUAGGCCCCCCACCAGGCCCCAGCAUCAGCCCCAGGGCUCUGGUGCCAUCAUCAGUCCCAGGCCGCCACUCCAGGCUGUGGUACAAGGAGUUUCUCCAGCUGAUUGGCUACGGGGAUGCCCAGAGAGUAGAAGAGUACUGUGAGAGAGUGUGGUGCACUGAUAAAAAACGUAAAAAGACCAAAAGGAGGUAUGUUCCUCCAGGUGGUGAGAAGAGAGGGAAAGGAAGGGGAGAGGAGAAUUCCAAUAGAGCGCCCAGGCACACCUUGGACACCUGAGGAGAACAGAGACUGACUGCGCAUACACACACGCACGCACGCACACAGUCUAAAGGUCAGACUCACUCAGUGUUUGCACCAUGUAAAAGGUUUUCACUUUGCUUUCAACAAGAGCAGUAACAGAAAAAAAAACAACGAUAGCAGGCUGUCAAGCUACAGUCGCUGCAUUUAUCACUCAACAUUUUGACUGUGUUGUUUCCACUUAUUUUAAAAAGCAACAUUUUGCCUUUUUGCAUGGUAUAAACUGACUAUCUGGUGCAGACCUUGGGUAAAUACUAUGAACGUCGGUGUCAGUACAGUGCCCUGGGAAGAGAUGGAUGACUGAUUAAACAACAUUGCGUCUGAUCUAAAGAGACAGAACAUAAUAUAUCAGCUCCUGUGGACUGACCCAGCCCAACCCAGCUGUCAAUCCAAACGCACACAGCGACUGCUCCACCAAACCUCUGCUCAACCUCUCAUUCAAUUGCUAAAUAUGACAAACUCUUACUGUAUCUAUUGUGAGAGAAAACAACUAUGUUAAAAGUAACAGCCUUCUUAUCUUUUUUUGGUACUAUGAUAACUUAUUUUCUUGGUUUCUACUGAGUUCUGUAGUUGUUUAGAUGUCAUAAACUGGAAAAUAUAGUGUUGUUUUUGUACAGUGAAAAAUGCUUUUAGCUUUAUGAUACUGUUAAUAUGAUUACAAUGUGGUCAUGGCUGUGGUGUGUGUGUGGUUAUGGCCACUAUGCAUACGGUAAGAUGUUGCCAUUCCACUAUUAUGGAUAUCUGAGGCAUGUUUUAAUUAUAAUUAUGCCUUCAAUGAAAAUAAUUACUAUUUAAGCACUUGUAAAACCUGUUACAGUAGAUGAAAGUGGUCCUAUCAGUGGAUAUAAUUGUUAUUGUAAGUGUCCACAUUUACAUCUAAAAUUGUGAUCAAAUGUACAAGCAGUACUGUGUGAAUUGUGUAUUGUAUCUAUAUCUGUAUAUUUGUAUCUAUAAUUCAGGGUGGUCUUAGUGUGCAUAUCUGGUAACUAUAACUGUAUUCAGAAAUUCAUCCUUCAGUGCUGUCUCUUCCCUCCUCUCUCCCUUUCCCUCUUUCUCUUACUUUUCAUCCUUUCCUCCCUCUGUCACCCCUUACUCCCCCGUCAUUCUCACCCCCCUUUUGUUUGUCUGCAGCAGCGUUGCAGAUGACCACCACGAACAGUAAUGUAGAACACCACUUUUCCCUCAGAAGGAAAAGGAUAAGUAAAUGUUAGGGUGACCAUCUAAGCACAUCAUUAGCAAAACUGAUGAUUCAGCCUUAUGAAUAUUCAGUUAAUCUUGAGAUGACAGAAACAUCAAACAAUCUGGUGGUGCAAUGAAAUGCAUUGUGGUGGUUAUGCUAAUAAUGCAGUCUGGAGGAUUGUGUACUUUUGUUAUGUUGUGCCUUAUUUAUCUCUUACUUUUGUCACUUUAUAGUUUUGACCCUCUUGACUUUAUUGUAUUCAUAAUCUGGUGAAAACAAUUGCUCAGUCUUUGUCAAGGCCUUACAUCGUCACUCAUCCCUAUCCUUGAAUAUUAUUCAAGUCAAAAGGCUUGGAUUGACUUGUUGUGCUUGCUACACCUCUUAUAAAUACACAUGCCAUUAAAAAAAUAUGGACCAUC
Messenger RNA from Seriola aureovittata, 5046 nucleotides. It is a transcript of the gene sema3e, whose product is annotated as sema domain, immunoglobulin domain (Ig), short basic domain, secreted, (semaphorin) 3E. Gene Ontology annotation, molecular function: chemorepellent activity; semaphorin receptor binding. Gene Ontology annotation, biological process: axon guidance; negative chemotaxis; semaphorin-plexin signaling pathway. The record is from RefSeq and is a predicted model, not a curated record. NCBI's taxonomy places the organism in Eukaryota, Metazoa, Chordata, Actinopteri, Carangiformes, Carangidae. The transcript is spliced from 17 exons. Bases 1063 to 3426 code for a protein of 787 amino acids.